GAUGUGGAAAAACGAAUGGACGGAGUGGAUUUCUCACAAACAUCAUGGUGGACCCCGAUAUAUUGUCGCAGAAGUUCCUGCGAAAGACAGGCGAUCCGCGCCCGGAGCGAGCAAGCAUGGGCGAGCCUUUCCAACAACGCCCAGCCUCUCUCUGAUUUCUCUAUAUAUAGGGUGGCUAGCGGUGUUCUCUUCCAACAGGAGAGGAGAGAAGAAAGGAGAUUUUCUCUUCUCCUACUACGAAAGCCUCGAAUAAAAAGAGGGAAAAUGGAGGUAUCCGAAAAGAUCAUCAUAGAUACAGAUCCUGGGAUCGAUGAUAGCAUGGCCAUCUUGAUGGCUUUUCAAAUGCCAAAUCUGGAGAUCUUGGGUUUGACAACAAUAUUUGGUAAUGUUAGGACAGAAGAUGCCACUCGCAAUGCAUUGCUUCUGUGUGAGAUUGCGGGGCACCCUAACAUUUCAGUGGCAGAGGGAAGUCAUGAACCUUUGAAGGGUGGAAAGCCUCGUGUUGCCGACUUUGUUCAUGGUUCUGAUGGAUUGGGGAACAUAUUUCUACCAUCCCCCAAGGGAAAGAAAAUUGGGAAAAGUGCAUCCGAAUUCUUGGUCGAUAAGGUGUUGGAAUACCCUGGUGUUGUAUCCAUACUUGCAUUAGGACCACUGACGAAUUUGGCAUUAGCAAUUAAAAGGGAUUCAUCCUUCGCUAGCAAGGUGAAGAGAAUUGUCAUACUUGGUGGGGCUUUCUUUGCCUCUGGAAAUGUGAACCCUGCUGCCGAAGCAAAUAUAUAUGGGGACCCAGAAGCAGCAGAUGUUGUGUUCACUAGUGGUGCAGAUAUCGUUGUUGUUGGCAUAAACAUCACCACCCAAGUCACACUAACAGAUGAGGCCCUCGCUGAAUUGAAGGCAUCAAACGGAAGAUAUGCACAAUUCAUAUCUAACAUGUGCCAGUUCUAUAGAGACUGGCAUGUGAAAUCCGAUGGCGUUUAUGGGAUUUUUCUCCACGACCCUGUCAGUUUCACUGCACUUGUACGGCCCGAUCUUUUCACAUUCAAGAAGGGAGUGGUGAGGGUGGAGACACAGGGCAUCUGUUUAGGACAUACCUUGAUGGACCAAGGGCUGAAAAGAUGGAAUGUUAGUAACCCUUGGUCAGACUAUUCACCGGUCUCGGUUGCAUGGACAGUUGACAUCCAAGGAGUCCUUGCAUUUAUCAAGAAUCUGCUAAUGAAACAGUAAUAUUAUCUCAAGGCCUUUCCUACACAACGCCAUCAGGAAAAGGCUGAAAACGGAGGUGAAGAGGUUGGAUUCAUUCCAAGACAUUAGAAGAUUCUCCUUUGUUAGUUCAUAUCCAUUCGGCAUCUUUCUAUUUUCUCCUACUCUUGCUUGUUGGUGAGGCCCAUAUCGCAAAAGUGCAACUGGUUCAUGUGUCAUUUAUUGUUCAUUUGAAUUUCGGUAUAAGUACCCUUACUGAAUUAUGUAGUUGAAAUGUUCUUGCUUCAAAUAAACUCGUCAUUUAUCA
This is a messenger RNA of Magnolia sinica, 1507 nucleotides long. Its product is annotated as probable uridine nucleosidase 1. Gene Ontology annotation, cellular component: cytosol. The transcript is spliced from 10 exons. The record is from RefSeq and is a predicted model, not a curated record. The coding region runs from base 16 to 1224 and encodes 402 amino acids. Gene Ontology annotation, biological process: purine nucleoside catabolic process. Gene Ontology annotation, molecular function: purine nucleosidase activity. Lineage: Eukaryota; Viridiplantae; Streptophyta; Magnoliopsida; Magnoliales; Magnoliaceae.